This is a messenger RNA of Symbiodinium pilosum, 786 nucleotides long. NCBI's taxonomy places the organism in Eukaryota, Dinophyceae, Suessiales, Symbiodiniaceae. The record is from the annotation of a GenBank genome assembly.
GACGAGAACUCAUCCGGCCAACUUUUCGGCUUCUUCAAACAGGGUCGACCUAUGGAAAUGAGACAUCGGGACACGGUGUACUUACAGACUUGGCUGCACAACUACGUUGAGUACAGGUAUUUCGAGGACAGCAACUUGUAUGCUAAGAGAUGGCAGAGACGUGAGCCGCAGACUCUCACAGUUCUCAAGAAGGCUGUGUUGGAUGCCUCCACAACGGAAGUGGCACGCAGGUUGCAAUUCCAAGCUUUUGACUUGGACGGAAACGGAACUAUCAGCAAGAGCGAGAUUGACAUGAUGCUUUCGCUCAUCAGAGGCGCUGAGCCAAGCGUGGAAGAAGUUGAUGAGAUCAUGGCAAACGCUGAUCCAGCAUGCACGGGCAACAUACCCUUUCCGUCCUUCGCUGCCUGGGCAGAUGCUGGUGGCAUGUCGGAAGAGGAGCUGAACCAUGCGGAGGUCCUGGGAAACAUCGCGCAGAGAUGCUAUGAUGCCGUGCAUGAGGGGGCAUGCCUCGUUGAGGUAUUGGGCACCAUCGAUAGCAGGACCGUCCAAGGCAUGGUCUCCCAGUACGCAGAGAAUCUGAAAUCAGGAAACCUGAGCGAAAUCAUCGUCGAGAAAGCGGCCGCUGAGUCUGACGGCUGGUUCUUCUCCGGCCAGUGGAGAAAUUGCAUGAAAGCUUUGUUGGAGCCGGAGGUCGACCUUUGGGUCCGCUGCUUGAACGAUGCAAUGAGCGGUUGGGGCACCGACGAGAACUCGCUGUCCGCCUUGGUGUUCCUGGCAGGCUUUUAG